GGCUUUGGCGUCGGCGUCGCUCCCGCGCUGGGGCGCUAGGCCGGCUUAUCUCGGGUGGCCGCGGAUAAAGUGCCGGUGGCCAAGGGCGGGCGCAGGGCCGCCAGCCGCGCGGCGUCGGCCGGGCGCCAGAGCGUCGGGGUGAUUGUGUCGUGACAGCGACGCCGGUAGCCGUCUCCGCGACAGCAGGUGCGGCUGCUUUAGCCCCUAGCGGGCUCGGCGGCUGCUUGGCGAGUGUCUGCUCGCGCCCAGCCCUUUCCUUCCUGGACCCGGCGGGCGCCAAACAGCGACGCUGAGCCGACCGCCGGAGCGGCGGGCAAUGGCGGCCUCGACGGCCUCGCACCGGCCCAUCAAGGGGAUCCUGAAGAACAAGAGCUCCACGACUUCCUCGGUGGUGGCCUCGGCCGAGCAGCCCGGCAGGAGCGUCGACGAAGAGCUGAGUAAAAAAUCCCAGAAGUGGGAUGAGAUGAACAUCCUGGCAACAUAUCAUCCAGCGGACAAAGACUAUGGUUUAAUGAAAAUAGAUGAACCCAGCACUCCUUACCAUAGUAUGGUCGGUGAUGAUGAAGAUGCAUUGAGUGAUUCAGAAACCACUGAAGCCCUGACCCCAGAUAUCUUAGCUAAGAAAUUAGCUGCUGCUGAAGGCUCGGAGCCAAAGUGUCGGCUUCAUGAACAAGAAAGCAGUGGAGAUGAGGAUAGUGACCUCUCACCUGAAGAACAAGGUAAAAAAAAGCGACAGUUUGAAAUGAAAAGGAAGCUUCACUACAAUGAAGGACUGAAUAUUAAAUUAGCCAGACAAUUAAUUUCAAAAGACCUACAUGAGGAUGAGGAAGAUGAAGAAAUGUCAGAGACUGCAACUGGAGAAAGUGUGAAUAUGGAAGCAUCAAAUGAAGGAUCUACUAUAAGUGACCAACUGCAAGACACAUCACAGAGUUCAUAGAAGAGAUUUGUCCAACACUGUAACUGUCAAAUACAAAACCCUGUUACUAUACUAUACUGCUUGUUCUCUACAAUUCGACUCAAGUACCAAAUGCAUACCAGUUAUUAUAUAUUGCCAAGAAUUAAAUAACUUUAGAGACUAAUUAGACUGAAAAUUCCUAAUUGAUACAUAUAUUCUCGUGCCUAGUACUUCACCACAGAUACAGCAUAAUGCCAUCAGUCCAAAACUGCAUUACUUUUGUAAGAACACUGGUUAAUUUGUAUAUUAUAUAGCUUUUUAUGCUUUAGAGGUUAAACAGUACCUUUGGGGCGGGAGGGGUAUCUAAUUUAUUUUCUUCACUUCUAGAUAUGAUAGCUCUUAUAAAAAGUUUUUUUUUAAUCAAAAUCCAAUUGGAACAACAUAAUAUAGACUGAUAAAUAUUCAGUCUGAAAAGUAUUUUAACACACGUCUUCAACUUGAUUUGUCUGUUUAGUUGAAAAGGAUUAUAAGAGUUACUGUUGCAUUUUGUGACCUCCUACCUUUAAAAUUCCUGUUGAGUUUCUUUAUGUUUACAAGGAAAGGAUUGAACUUUUUCUCAUCAAAACUAGCUUUUUUCACAAAUUAUCAGGUUAAACUUACACCAACGUCUGCUCUGACUUUUCUUUGUACACUCAAUGGGCAGACUUCAGAUCAGUUUUUAAAAUAUAAUUCUAAUAUAGUUUCACCAUUCCCUUUAUUUACCUUUUUUAACCUCCUGCCUUUGUUUCUUACUCCUUUCCACACAUACGCACACAAUCCUUUUUAAGGAUCAUAAAGAUCGUCCUGACAUUGGGCACUCUUCCUUCUCUCACAUAUUCUGUCAUUUGCUGCAACAAUGAAAAUCUUGUUUUGACUAUCAAUGCCUGUUAGCUCUUCUAAUACAGGGAGAAAAUGGAUUGAAUAGUAGCAGUACUAUAGACAGGAAAUAUAAUUCAACUGCAGAAUUUCUACACCUCUCUGAUUUACAGCUUGCUUAUUAAAUUGCUGUUAUUAGUUUAUUGUUUGACUUAAUUAGACCCUAGAAAACAACUAACAGGUUUUUUUGCAUGAUGAGAGAACUGUGUGUAACCAGUGAUAUGAUGAUAGCUCCUGAAUGUAUAGACAGAAGUUAACCUGAACACUUUUUAAUUUAAAAACUUUAAAUAGUCCCUACUUUAAGGAAUAUGAUAAUGUAUACUAUGACAAAUGUACUUUAUUCUUCUAGUACAGUAAGAUUUGAAUUUUUUUUCUGAAUUGAAGUGCAGGUCCUGUGUAUCUUGGUUUAGUGAUGGUUUCAUUUCUAGUCAGUUAUUUGAAUCUUAAUUUUUUGUUAGUAUCAAAAGAAUCCAUUAUUUGAACAGACUUUCUAAAUAAUUUCUGUAUGUUGUAUAUAUGAAAUGGCUUUUAGUGAACAGCUUACCUUCCACUUGCAAGUUUCUGGAAAUAUCAGUAUGUCAAAAUAAAAAGUGGGAGAAUU
Messenger RNA from Equus quagga, 2411 nucleotides. It is a transcript of the gene PPP1R2, whose product is annotated as protein phosphatase 1 regulatory inhibitor subunit 2. Lineage: Eukaryota; Metazoa; Chordata; Mammalia; Perissodactyla; Equidae. Gene Ontology annotation, molecular function: protein phosphatase inhibitor activity. Bases 317 to 937 code for a protein of 206 amino acids. Gene Ontology annotation, biological process: regulation of signal transduction. The transcript has 6 exons. The record is from RefSeq and is a predicted model, not a curated record.